CAAAAACAAAGAAAAUGAAAUUCCAAUCAAUCCUCGUAUUCUUGGUUGCCAGUUUGGCUGCUGGAACCUAUGCUGUUGCUCCUGCUCAAACACCAUGUGAAAUCGUUCUCAAAGGUCAAUUUACUCAUACGACCGGUGGACAAUCUGGCUGCUUUGGAACUGAUCCUAAAGAUCCCAUAAGUGUAGCCAGUGCUCCCAGCAACAUUGUUUACAAAUUUUACAGUGGCGAAAAUUGUAAAGGACUUAUUUUCACUGGCUCUGGUGUCACCAACUUUAUUCCUCCAUUGCAAACCAAGUCUACUAGAUUAGUUUGCCCACCACCACAAUAA
Paraglomus brasilianum is the source of this 329-nucleotide messenger RNA. The record is from the annotation of a GenBank genome assembly. NCBI's taxonomy places the organism in Eukaryota, Fungi, Glomeromycota, Glomeromycetes, Paraglomerales, Paraglomeraceae.